This is a messenger RNA of Thlaspi arvense, 3502 nucleotides long. The record is from the annotation of a GenBank genome assembly. NCBI's taxonomy places the organism in Eukaryota, Viridiplantae, Streptophyta, Magnoliopsida, Brassicales, Brassicaceae.
AAACAAUUAAAAAAAAAAAAGAAGAAAACAAAAACCUCUAGAAGUCACUCCCUUUUCUCUCCCGUCCCUGCGUCAAUCUCAGGCCGCUUUCAAAAACCUCUCUCGAUAUUUAUAAAACUGCCUCCCAUGCGCUCUGCAAAACCUCUCGCCACAAAUUUGUUUUCCCUAGUUUUUCGUCCUCCAUUGAUUCAGUCUCGUGCCGAGCCCAUCUUUUAAUUGAACUGGAAUUUCCGCAUCCUCUCCGCCAUGGCUGCCGAGAAGUUGAGGGACUUGAGUCAGCCUAUUGACGUCGUUUUACUCGAUGCCACGGUCGAGGCUUUUUACGCUACCGGAUCUAAGGAAGAAAGGGCUUCUGCGGAUAAUAUCUUGCGGGAUUUGAAAGCCAAUCCUGAUACUUGGCUUCAAGUAGUUCACAUUCUACAAAGCACCAGGAGUACACAUACCAAAUAUUUCGCCCUCCAGGUGCUAGAAGGUGUUAUAAAAUAUAGGUGGAAUGCAUUACCCGUUGAACAACGGGAUGGAAUGAAAAAUUAUAUAUCUGAAGUCAUUGUGCAGCUUUCAAGGGAUGAAGCAUCUUUCAGAUCGGAAAGGCUUUAUGUCAACAAGUUAAACGUCAUCCUGGUUCAGAUCGUGAAACAUGAGUGGCCGGUGAAGUGGAGAAGCUUUAUUCCCGAUCUAGUUAAAGCUGCUAAAACUAGCGAAACUAUCUGUGAGAAUUGCAUGACUAUUUUGAAACUCCUGAGUGAAGAGGUCUUUGAUUUCUCAAGAGGAGAGAUGACUCAGCAAAAGAUAAAAGAGCUGAAACACGAGUUUCAACUCGUUCACGAGUUAUGCCUAUAUGUUCUCUCAGCUUCCCAAAGACCAGAGCUUAUACGUGCAACACUCUCUGCAUUGCAUGCCUAUCUUUCUUGGAUUCCGUUGGGAUAUAUUUUCGAGUCACCCUUGCUGGAGACCCUCCUUAAAUUCUUCCCUGUGUCAGCAUAUAGGAAUCUCACUCUUCAAUGUCUGUCAGAGGUUGCAGCUCUUAAUUUUGGGAACGGCUACAAUGCGCAAUAUGUCCAGAUGUACACCAUCCUCAUGAAUCAGUUGCAGGAUUUUAUCCAGAACUUGGCAUUGUUUUUCACAUCGUUUUUCAAGUUACAUAUAAAAGUCCUAGAAUCUACACCCGAAAAUAUUUCUUUACUACUUGCGGGUCUGGGAUAUCUCAUUGGCAUUUCAUAUGUUGAUGACACUGAAGUAUUCAAGGUUUGUUUAGACUAUUGGAAUUCAUUAGUUUUGGAGUUGUUUGGGUCGCAUCAUCAUGUCGGUCACCCUGCACUAACUCCAAGUCUGUUUGGAUAUGGAUUGCAAAUGGCUUUCCUUCCUCGUACAGUUGAUGGCAUCAAAUUUGAAGCCACAGAGCGGCAAAAGCUUUAUUCUGACCCAAUGUCAAAAUUAAGAGGGCUCAUGAUUAGUCGCAUGGCUAAGCCUGAGGAAGUGCUAAUCGUUGAAGACGAAAAUGGGAACAUUGUCCGUGAAACAAUGAAGGAUAAUGAUGUUCUUGUCCAGUAUAAGAUAAUGCGGGAGACAUUAAUCUACCUCUCACACCUUGAUCAUGAUGAUACCGAAAGACAGAUGUUGAGUAAGCUAAGCAAACAGUUAAGCGGGGAGGAAUGGACGUGGAACAAUCUGAACACUUUAUGCUGGGCGAUUGGGUCUAUUUCUGGUUCCAUGGAUGUCGAGCAGGAAAACAGAUUUCUAGUGAUGGUUAUUCGUGAUUUGUUAAGUUUAUGUGAAAUCGUCAAGGGGAAAGACAAUAAAGCUGUUAUUGCAAGCAACAUCAUGUAUGUUGUUGGGCAGUAUUCAAGAUUCUUAAGGGCCCACUGGAAGUUUCUGAAGACAGUUGUUCAUAAGUUGUUUGAAUUCAUGCAUGAGACGCAUCCUGGUGUUCAGGACAUGGCUUGUGAUACGUUCCUAAAAAUUGUUCAGAAGUGCAAGCGCAAAUUCGUUAUUGUUCAGGUCGGGGAAAAUGAGCCAUUUGUAUCUGAACUUCUAUCAGGCCUUGCUACAAUUGUUGGAGAUCUUGAGCCUCAUCAGAUUCACACUUUUUAUGAAUCUGUUGGUACCAUGAUCCAGGCAGAAUCAGAUCCUGAGAAGAGGGGUGAAUACAUCCAGAGGUUGAUGGCUCUCCCAAAUCAGAAAUGGGCAGAAAUUAUAGGACAAGCACGUCAGAGUGCAGAUACCCUCAAGGACCCAGAUAUGAUACGUACUGUGCUUAAUAUCCUCCAGACAAAUACGAGAGUUGCAACAUCAUUAGGAACACACUUCUUGUCUCAAAUUUCGUUGAUCUUCUUGGAUAUGCUGAAUGUUUACAGAAUGUACAGUGAACUCGUGUCAAGCAACAUUGCUAAUGGUGGCCCAUAUGCGUCAAGGACAUCGGUUGUUAAACUUCUAAGGUACAAGAAUGUAAUGCAAAAUGAGGUGCCUCGCAUUUUUGAAGCUGUUUUCCAGUGCACUUUGGAGAUGAUCACUAAGAAUUUUGAAGAUUAUCCAGAGCACCGCCUCAAGUUUUUCUCGUUACUUCGUGCUAUUGCUACAUUUUGCUUCCCUGCCUUGAUACAGUUGUCAAGUGAGCAACUGAAGCUAGUGAUGGAUUCAGUCAUCUGGGCAUUUAGACAUACUGAAAGAAAUAUCGCUGAAACUGGGCUGAACCUCUUGAUCGAGAUGCUGAGAAAGUUUCAGAAAUCUGGCUUCUCGAACCAAUUCUACCGGACAUACUUUAUGCAAAUUGAGCAAGAAAUAUUUGCCGUCUUGACCGACACCUUCCAUAAGCCUGGGUUCAAGUUGCAUGUGCUGGUGCUACAACAUCUAUUUUCCCUGGUUGAGAGCGGUUCUUUGACGGAACCUUUGUGGGAUGCUACAACGGUACCUCAUCAAUAUCCAAAUAAUGCUGCCUUUGUUCGUGAAUACACUAUCAAGCUUCUAGGCUCAUCAUUCCCCAACAUGACUGCAUCAGAGGUGACACAAUUUGUGAAUGGGCUUUACGAAUCAAGAAGCGACCUUGCCAGAUUUAAAAAUAAGAUACGAGACUUCCUUGUACAGUCCAAGGAAUUUUCUGCUCAGGAUAACAAAGAUUUAUAUGCUGAAGAAGCCGCUGCUCAAGUGGAGAGCGAGCGGCAAAGAAUGCUUUCGAUUCCUGGACUUGUUGCUCCCAACGAGAUUCAAGACGAGAUGGCUGAUUCAUAAAAUACUUCUUAGCAAGAAUUUUUCAGUGAAAUUUGAUAUUUUGGGUUCUUUUUUAGAUAAGCAUAAGCUUCAAAAACAGUAUUUCAGUUUCUUUUUGUAGAGCUGCUUCCUCAUUACCUCAAUAGAAAAGAGAAGUGUUAGGGUGGGCUUGGGCUUUGUGCAGCUUUUUGCAUUACGAUCUAGAACUUGUCUAGUAUUCUUCUUCUCUGGAUGGUUUUAUUCUCAUCAAUGAAAUCUUUUUCGGAGCUCAAAAUUACUAAUUUUUUUUUAAUAAAUG